CAGGCGUGGCAUUUAAAUGAACCACAUGAGCUUACUGGUACUCGUACUCGUUGUGGACAUAAGUCAAAGCUGCAGACAGACUUUGGGUAUAAAUAAGCAGAGCUAACGGCAGUGACAGUAUCAAACGCAAUCAUCCCUCGAAGAAGCAAGACCAAGAUGUUCAAAUACGCUGCCGUCAUCUUCGCCAUCCUGGCCUGCGCUUCUGCCAAGCCCGGCUUCCUUGCUACUCCUCUGGCCUACAACGCCUUUCCUGCCGCUGUCGUUGCUGCACCAGCUCCUGUUGUGACCGCCACCAGUAGCCAGGUGUUUGCAAGGAACUACAAUGGAGUUGCUGCUGCUCCCGUGAUCGCUCCAGUUGCUGCUCCUUUGGCUGCUCCAGUGCUCGCCAAGUAUGCCGCUGCUCCUUUGGCUGCUCCUUUGGCCGCUCCUUUGGCCGCUCCUUUGGCCUACCACUCAGCUCCCCUUGCGUACUCAGCUCCUCUGGCUAGUCCUCUGGGUUACUCAUCCCCUUUGGUCCAUAACACCUAUAACGCCUUUUCUGCCCCCGCACCGGUUCUGUUGUAAGAAUCUAGAAUAAACAAUACAAAUCGUUGAAUCCAUAA
Messenger RNA from Drosophila pseudoobscura, 602 nucleotides. RefSeq names its product cuticle protein 16.5-like. Bases 157 to 564 code for a protein of 135 amino acids. Lineage: Eukaryota; Metazoa; Arthropoda; Insecta; Diptera; Drosophilidae. The transcript is spliced from 2 exons. The record is from RefSeq and is a predicted model, not a curated record.